Molecule: messenger RNA, 1722 nt
Organism: Seriola dumerili (greater amberjack)
Lineage: Eukaryota; Metazoa; Chordata; Actinopteri; Carangiformes; Carangidae
Gene: tm2d2
Product: TM2 domain containing 2
Exons: 4
Coding region: 97-780 (227 amino acids)
Source: RefSeq, a predicted model, not a curated record
GGCGAUCGAGGCCCAAACAAACCGUCGUACACAAAUGUUGCCGUUAACCAUGAAUGGAUAUUUUAUGAGGAUUAAUGCAGUAUUUUGAGAGUGACAAUGAUCUCGGUGAGCUAUAUUCUGUUGUGCGGACAGUUCCUGCUGCUGCUGACGGUGAUUCUGUUACAAUGCCUGGAAGGAAUUCACUCCCAAAACUCGUCGACAACGGAGACUCCUGCUGCUUCUCCCGGCCAGGGAGCUACCGCGUUCCCGUUCAGCGAGCAGCCGCCCGAAAUUGUGAAAUAUGAAACUACGGUGGAAAUGAUGAACGAUACAGAGGGGUUUGACUAUAGACCUCCGUCACCAGUCGUCCUUUGCAGUUAUCUACCGGAGGAGUUCAUCUACUGUCAAGACCCUGUGGAUCAUGCAGGCAACCACAGUGCCUACCAGGAGCUGGGCUAUGGUUGUGUCGGGUGGGGUGGCCAGACUGAGAAAGAAGUGAACCACACUCCUGUCAUGUGCACUGCACUGGAUGAUAUAGAGUGUGCUGGAUCCAGAGAAUUCCUCAGAGGGAGGGUACCCUGCAUCAAAUACACUGGCCACUACUUCAUCACCACACUGCUCUACUCCUUCUUCCUGGGAUGUUUCGGGGUCGAUCGUUUCUGCCUGGGCCACACCGGCACUGCUGUGGGGAAGCUGCUCACCCUGGGAGGCCUGGGCAUCUGGUGGUUUGUGGACUUGAUCCUGCUCAUCACUGGCGGCCUGAUGCCCAGUGAUUACAGCAACUGGUGCACCUACUACUGAGACCAACAGCAAAGGGUGACCAAGGACUGUGGCCACUUCUCAGUCAGAUAUUAUCAGUCAAUAGGGAUGUGGCCUCACCCAGUUGUGGUUAUGAAUCUGCAGGCUGCCUGAGGGUCUCCUGAGGACCCCUACAGGGUUCUUAGGGGCUCCUGAGAAAAACGAGGAAUAAUAUGAUUUGAUUUUAAUUUAAUUCACUUGAAAUUUACCACCUUGAAAAUUCAUAAGAAUGGUAUACUAUACUAUACUAUACUAUGCUAUAGUAUUCACAGCUUUCAGCAGAGCGACAGUGAUGAUGGAUCUUCUUAGUGUUAAAUUGUCACUAAGGUCACUUUCACGCCGCUUGGUUCAUUUAGCCCAGACCACAGAAGAAAUUAGAUAUUGUUGCCAUUUAUUUGUGGUCUGUUUGGUUUCCUCACACUGAUUUAUUACAAACAAACCAACAUAAGUCAUAUGGACUGACAGGUAACACUGAGUGGGCCGUAUUGAUGAAUGUCAUCCGGCAUCAUCAGUGCUGCAUGGGAAAAUGAAAUCCCAGAAAUAUGACAGCACAUCUUACGUUUGCAUUUACUGUGUGGCCACUGUGUUUCACUCAUUUUCUGAUGAAGAGCUGCCAAAGUACAUGGAAUAGGACACAGUUCUCCUUUAGCUAAUGUAUAUCACACUCACCAGCUUUUGAAUUCAUGCUAAAAUCACAUCUACGUUUGCUACGUUUUCACCCUCCCGUCCACACUACUCCGGCGUUUUCGAGCCCUGAAAAUGAGACUUUUGGAAACGCUGCUGGACCUAUUUUAGUUUGAAAACUCUGGGGUUGCCUUAACGUCUGGACGGGUGAAAACGGAGACCAUUGCAAACACACCCACGGUCACUCCCUGAUUGGGUCUUAUCAGCCUCGACUACCAGUGGUGAAUACAACAUAAUGAAUUACAAGUGUUGCUGACCUUG